GUGCGGUUCACACCCACCCUUCCGCAUUAACAGUUGAAAACGUUUUCAUUAACCAGCGUCAGUGCUACUGAGAGUCCUCUCUGUCAGCGAAUCCUAUAUAUUAAGGACACUGACAUACUUGACUCUGAUCUCCAUCCAUUUUCCAGACAGAUCCCAACCCUCUUUCUCUCUCCUGACAGAUGAGAGAGGAGAGAGAGAGAGGUUUUUAAUUUUUAUGGGUGUUUUUGUUGCUCUCCAAAUCAUCACUCCACAACCCUUUCCCCCAUCUGGACCAAAACACUGCACCUCUCAUCUAAAACAAAAUUCUGUUCUUAUUAACUCCUUUAUUUAUAAUUAUUAACUUAUAGGUAUAGUUUUUUUUUUUUUUACUUCUCUCUCUCUCUCUCUCUCUCUCUCUCUCUCUAUAUGCACCAUGAACCAUGGUGGGGAUUUUGUGGGCCAGUGAGAAGAGUUGGUGACUUCAAAGAUAGAGAGAGAGCAUCUGUGUGAGUGAAAGGAAUAUAAGAGAGAAGAAAUGGCACAGAAGAGGAAGAUGGAGGUCAGUGUUGUUGAUGAGAAUGAUAGAGUGUUGUAUACCAAUUUCAGGAAAGUAGCCAAUCAUCUCUCUCAGCUAUACUCUCAAGCUCUCAGUUAUCAGAAGCUUGUUUUUGGUGCUGGACAAAGACAUGCCCUUGAAAAAAUGAAUGACUGGAUGGCAAUGAAGCAGCAAGAAGGAAAGAUUGUCACUGUGGCUGAUAUUUGCACCUAUCUGCAGGAGCAGCUGAAUAACAGCGUGCCCAAUUCUCAGCUGCAAGAGCAAAGUGAUGCACCCCAAAAGGGGCAGAUGGACCUAGGGUUAGGGUUAUCUUCUUCUGCUCCUCUCAUGCAGAGCCCGGUCACAGAUGGACACACAUUUUCCUCUCAAGAUAUCGAAAUGGAGAUAAAUGCCGAGGACCCCAUUCAUCCAUAGUCAGAAGCUUCAUCUCUCUCCAUGUAUAUAUCCCAUAGACCAAUACCUUGUCGUCGAAUUUUAAUAAAGUUGUCAGUGUGUCAUUUUGUCUCGUGUCAGUCGAGAGUCUAGAAUAGUUUGUGUAUGUCAUUUCUUCUUCCAAUUUCAUCGGUCUUGUUGACUCUGUCAAGCUCUCCCCCCUAGUCUUGUAUCUUUGUUGCUUAAAUUUGUGGUAAUUAGGUGGAGUCAUUGUCAUUCCUUAGGUAACACCUAUGGAUGGUUAUAUAAUCAUAAUUUUUCAUUUUCUAUUGAA
Molecule: messenger RNA, 1241 nt
Organism: Cornus florida
Lineage: Eukaryota; Viridiplantae; Streptophyta; Magnoliopsida; Cornales; Cornaceae
Exons: 3
Coding region: 515-949 (144 amino acids)
Source: RefSeq, a predicted model, not a curated record